Molecule: messenger RNA, 570 nt
Organism: Miscanthus lutarioriparius
Lineage: Eukaryota; Viridiplantae; Streptophyta; Magnoliopsida; Poales; Poaceae
Source: the annotation of a GenBank genome assembly
AUGAGUUGCCCGCCGGCUGCCGUGGACUGGGCAUCGCUGCUUCUCCCGCGAGCGCCGGGGUCGUCGUUGCACGUCGUGACGCCGCCGCCGGCGCAGCAGCAGGCAGCGGCGGGCGCGAGCGAAGUCGAGAGUGGUGGUAGUAGCGCUGUGACUGUGGCCGGGAGCAGUGCUUGUGCGACGGCGGCCGGAGAGGGAGAUAAUAAUAAGGUCGGAAAAGAAGGGAAGAAGGGCGGCGGCGGGAGGGGGAAGAAGAAGGCGAGCCGGCCACGGUUCGCGUUCCAGACACGGAGCGACAACGACGUUCUCGACGACGGCUACCGGUGGAGGAAGUACGGGCAGAAGGCCGUCAAGAACAGCGCAUUUCCAAGGAGCUACUACCGGUGCACGCACCACACGUGCGACGUGAAGAAGCAGGUGCAGCGGCUGGCCAAGGACACGAGCAUCGUAGUGACCACGUACGAGGGCGUGCACAACCACCCGUGCGAAAAGCUCAUGGAGGCACUCAGCCCCAUCCUCAAGCAGCUCCAGCUCCUCUCGCAGCUCCAGUCUUGCACUAAUCAACUCCUCUGA